Messenger RNA from Castor canadensis (American beaver), 3273 nucleotides. It is a transcript of the gene Ficd, whose product is annotated as FIC domain protein adenylyltransferase. Gene Ontology annotation, molecular function: protein binding. The record is from RefSeq and is a predicted model, not a curated record. NCBI's taxonomy places the organism in Eukaryota, Metazoa, Chordata, Mammalia, Rodentia, Castoridae.
CGAGGAGGUCCGGGGAAGCGGUUGCCGCGGGGCCUGCAAGCGCCGGGAGGGCGGUGGGAAGGUCCUGCUGUGCUUUGGCUGACUUGACACGUGCAGGGGGCCCACCCCUGAGUCCAGAUGACUCUCAUGCCGAUGACUUCAGUGAUGGCAGUGACUGAACCAAAAUGGGUCUCGGUCUGGGGCCGUGUCUUGUGGUUGACACUACUGAGCAUGGCACUUGGGUCACUGCUGGCCUUGCUGUUGCCCCUGGGGGCUGUCGAGGAACAGUGUUUGGCCAUGCUCAAAGGCUUCUACCUGCUCAGAAGCAAACUGGACAGGGUGCAGCAUUCUGUCACCAAGCGCACCAGCCCGUCCACAGAGCUCAGUGUCACCUCCAGGGACUCAGGGCUGCUGGUGGUCAAGACCAAGGCAUCUCCAGCAGGCAAGUUGGAAGCCAGAGCAGCUCUGAACCAAGCCCUGGAGAUGAAGCGCCAGGGCAAGCGGGAGAAAGCCCGCAAGCUCUUCCUGCAUGCCCUCAAGAUGGACCCACACUUCGUGGAUGCGCUCAACGAGUUCGGCAUCUUCUCGGAAGAAGACAAGGACAUCAUCCAGGCCGAUUACUUGUACACCAGAGCGCUGAUGCUCUCGCCCUUCCACGAGAAGGCGCUGGUCAACCGGGACCGGAUGCUGCCGCUAGUGGAGGAGAUUGACCAGCGGCAAUUUAGCAUCAUUGACAGCAAGGUGAAGAAGGUCAUGUCCAUCCCCAAGGGCAGUUCGGCCCUGCGCAGGGUCCUGGAGGAGACGUACUACCACCACAUCUACCACACGGUGGCCAUCGAGGGCAGCACCCUCACGCUCUCGGAGAUCAGGCACAUCCUGGAGACCCGCUAUGCCGUGCCAGGGAAGAGCCUGGAGGAGCAGAAUGAGGUGAUCGGCAUGCACACAGCGAUGAGGUACAUCAACACCACGCUGCUCUCUCGCCUCGGCUCCGUCACCAUCCGCGACGUGUUAGAGAUCCACAGGCGGGUGCUGGGGUACGUGGACCCGGUGGAGGCCGGCAGGUUUCGGACGACCCAGGUCCUGGUGGGACACUACGUCCCUCCGCAUCCGCAGGAAGUAGAGAAGCAGAUGCAGGAGUUCAUCCAGUGGCUUAACUCAGAGGACGCCAUGAGUCUGCACCCAGUUGAGUUUGCAGCCUUAGCUCAUUACAAACUGGUUUACAUCCACCCCUUCAUUGACGGCAAUGGAAGGACCUCCCGCCUGCUUAUGAGCCUCAUCCUGAUGCAGGCUGGCUACCCCCCCAUCACCAUCCGCAAGGAGCAGAGAUCCGAGUACUACCACGCGCUGGAAGUCGCCAACGAGGGCGAUGUAAGGCCCUUCAUCCGCUUCAUCGCCAAGUGCACUGAGACCACCCUGGACACUCUGCUCUUGGCCACCACCGAGUACUCGGUGGCACUGCCAGAAGCCAAACCCAACCACUCCGGGUUCAAGGAGACACUUCCUGUGAGGCCCUAACCCUGUCAGUUCUUCCUUGGUGACAAGAAAAGCCAGAGGGACAGGGGAUCAAAGAAACAGCUUUCUAGAAACCUGGUUAUGUCCAAAAGCCAAAAAGGAGACCUUUAAACGUUCUUUACCUCCAAAAAUUUUUUAGUUAAAAAAGAAAAAAGCUAAAUUAUUAAGCCUUAUCUCUUAAGAUAAUUUAUAAUUUAGUGAAGUUAUUUAUUUUCUUCUUUUGAGUGUUGUAUGGUGUCCCUGUGUCUGUGCUGGUGGGCGCUCCUGAGUCCCCACACACUGUAGAGGCAGUGACACUCCAGUGUGAUCAGAACCCAGGUUCUGGGCAGAAUUUGCACUAAGGUGGGGGAGAGAGGCAAAGCUGUGGGACAAAGCCCAGUACCACAGGAGGACUCCAAGUCUCUGAAAUGGUCCUGUAAGUCUAACUAAAAAGUGGCCAUCCUGCGGAGGGCUGCCCCGGUUCUGAGAAAUGGUCAAAGCUACUUUCUGAAGUUUCUGCCCCCUGCCAAGAGAUCACUGUGGUGGCUGUUGCUGGCAGAGCAAGCAGCCUUUUGAGAUACGACCUAUGAAAUGAAUGCCAUUAUUUCUAAUUGGAUACCUUGCUUAUUUACAGAAGACCCUUUGAGCCAUACUUAACUGGUAGACUUGAGUGCCAGAGGCUAUUUUUUCAUAAUGAGACUAUUUUUCUCAUUAAGGGGCAGUGGCAGGUUUGGUUUUCUUUCUUUCAAGGUCUCUUACAUUUCAUUUGUAGCAACUCAGGACCAGAUAUUUCUGGGCUUGUCACCCGACAACUGUAUCUUGCUACAAAGUGGGUCUGCCCUUACCCCUCACUCUUGAGUAAAUGUUAAAGGACAGAUCUGAAGGGCUGGGGCUCUGAGGUAACUUGCCUAGCAUGUGCAAGACCCUGGGUCCCGUUCCCAAGACUGCAAAGAAAAACAAAAAGUAUCUUAAGAUGUCACAUCAACCCCAAAUAAACAUAUCUGAUAAUGAAUUAAAACCAAGGAAAACCUGUGACCAAAGCCAAGACCUGUCCCUUUUUUCAUGUACUUUUAUCCACUUAACCGCCCCAGCCACCACCCGGUAAAGCCAGUAUACUGUCCAGAAUCCCCUUGGGUAGGCAGAAGGGAUCGCCUCAAGUGGCCUUAGUUUUCUAGCAACUUGUAAAAUGAUACAAUGCCAUAUGUAAUAUGGCUGGGUUUCCAAGUUGUCAUCUUACGGAAAUAGAAUCUUCUCUCUCAAUCGUAUGGCGUAAGUGCCCAUUUGCUGCUAUUUAGUCAGAAUGGCUGGAAAUCACUAGGUUUCUUUCUCGGUGACAGAGCCUGCAAUGUCUAACACUGUGAUGCACUUUGUCAGUGUUGUAGAUGGUAAACACACAGGGUUGUCAAAUCUUUGAUUUGAAGGUUCAGUUCCUGACAGGAGAUUCCUACUCAGCUGUAGCAAGUGUUUAUAAUGGUAACUCAGUUGUAUAAAUUGCACUUCAGAACAGUUUUCUGUUAAGAAAAGCAAGAUACAUGAAAUGGCUCCAAGUGAUAGUUCUUCAAACCUGAAUAAAAAUGUUUGCAUACUUGUGUGCUGCCACAGGUGUGUCUCAAACCUGAACUCUUCUGACUUGGUAUUAUACACAUACCAAGGAAGUCUGAGAGGAGUGUCUGCUUUGUCCUACAGUGAGAGAACAUGCACUUUACCUGUGUCCGAAGGAUAUUACUUUAACAAAUUACUGAUUCUAAUAAAGUAUUUUAUUACAUAAACGUUUGGGACUUCACGGUCUUACUCGAGAGGUGU